GCGUCACGCUUCACGAAGUAGACAUAUGCUAUCUUUGUCAGCCGGGUUUUGUUGUAAGAGACCAUAUUUACUGCCUUCAUAACAAUUUUAGAAGGCAUAGACAACUUUUCUCUUUCACAGUAGCAUAUUAUUGCGACGUUUUUGAAUCAUACUAUAAAGACUAUCAAAAAAAACCAUUACGUCAUUAGCAAGGGAAUUUCCCGGCGUGAAACGUCUGCGUUUGCAAUAGGCUCGAAUAGUUCGGUCAUAAUGUGCAUUUUUAACGAAUACACCACCCGUACGAGCUGUCGUGAAUGAGUACAACACGCAUUAACACAAAGAAACAAACGUAAAAAGGUUUUCGUCGUUUUCAACGCACAUUGGAAUACUGCAACGGGAGUCGUGUGAUCACUAACACUGAAGUCACAAGGAAUCCAUUCAAACAGCGCAGUAAUUGAUAACAGGAGAGCUGUUGUUCCUGUGACGUUCAUGGCACCAAAAGGUUCUGUCCCCGCUGUAAACGACGAAGUUUCCUUGUCUUGUGCUGCGGAAGCUCUGGAGUUUGAAGAUGCCAAUUUGAGAGGAAUAGCAGAGGUCUGUAACAAUGAAGGCGACGAAGAAUUUCGUAAAAAUGAAUACAAGAAUGCUAUACACUCCUAUACGGAAGGAAUUGAAGUAAAAUGCGAAGAUAAAGAGCUGAACGCUAAACUGUACAGCAACCGGGCAACAACACAUUACUUUUUGGGAAAUUUCAAUGAGGCACUGAGCGACGCAAAAGCUUCAAAAAAACUUAAUCCAUCGUGCACAAGGGCCUAUACCGCAGGAGCACAAGCCUGUGUGGAGUUGAAUCUGUUUGAAGAAGCCAUUACAUGGUGCAAUGGCGGACUUGCAAUUGACCAGGACAAUCAGACGUUGUUAGGUAUAAAGGAGGAGUCUCUCGCAAGACAAAGCGAACGUUUGGAACCAAACAGAGAGGAAAUGAAGGAAAUUCAAACCAAGGUUCACGAUUAUCAAAGUCCAAUGGCAUUCCCUCCAUUAAACCUUGAUAUUACCAAAAAAGUAGCAAACAGAAAGAGAGAAGGAGUUCUGUAUCUCAAUCUUGGUGAUUCGUUUACGGAACUCAGCCAAUUUCAAGACGCAAUCGACAGUUAUCAAAAGUACCUUGGUAUCUCCAAAGAACAAGGGGAUAAGGCCGGCGAGGGACAGGCAUAUGGCAAAUUAGGCAAUGCUUACAACAGUGUCGGUAGAAAUAAUGAAGCUAAAGAAUACUAUGAACGGCAGCUAAGCACUGCCGAAGAAAUUGGCGAUAAAGUCGAGGAAGGAAAGGCUCUGAGCAACCUUGGCACUCUGUUUUAUUGUCGUGGUGAUUUUGAAAAAGCCUCAGAAUGCCAUCAAAAACAUCGGUAUAUUGCCAUAGAAUUGGGGGAUAGGUCUGGAGAAGGAUAUGCCUUAACCUAUCUUGGCAGUGCGUUUCACAGGCUUGGUUCGUUCAAAGAGGCCAUGGAGUACCACGAACGAAGUUUAAAGAUCGUUAAGGAACUUGGUGAUAGGGUUGGAGAGGAAAAGGCUUAUGGGAAUUUAGGGCGUGUCUUUCGAAGUCUCGGUGAUUUCAAACAAGCCACAGAAUAUCACAAUUUGCAACUAAGUAUUGCUAAAGAAGAGGGCAUGAAGGCUGAUGAAGCCUGUGCCAAUUAUGAGCUAGGUUGCUCUUCAGAAUCUCAAGGGUCGGAAAUGGUAGCUUUGGAAUAUUAUAAGUCAAGUGCAAGACUUUUUGAGGAAAUAAGAACUGAUCUUCCACGUUAUCAAACUAACAGCUUCAAAGAUGAGUGGAAGAUUAAUUUGUUUGAUGUAUACCAAUGUGUCUACACUGCUUUAUGCAGAAUUUAUUUAAACCUGAACAUGACUUUAGAAGCUCUUUUCGCAGCAGAGAAAGGGCGUGCACAAGCUCUGUUGGAUUUUUUGAGCUCGCAUUACGGAGCAAACUCGGCCCAAAUUCCAUCAUCUGAACAGGAAGAAGCCAUGUCUGCUAUAAUGAAAUACAUCUCUUCAAAUACAAUUUUUUUAGGACUCGACAACAAUAAAAUCAACAUUUGGCUGCUUCAACCAGGUAAAGGUUUACAAUUUAAGAGUAGAUCAAUGGAAGGUGCUGAUGAUCUUAUGUCGUUUUGGAGCGUGAUGAAUGGCCUGAUAGGCUCAACUAGAUCGUGUGAGGUGUCACGUCUUGUCGAGGAUUCAGACGACGAGGAAAAAGAAGAACUAGGUCCCUCGACCUUAUUAAGACUUUUGUUCGACUUUGUUUUUGGUCCGAUAUCUGACUACCUUCAAGGUGACGAGUUGGUCAUAGUUCCGGAGGGUCCUUUGUGCCUGGUCCCUUUCGCAGCAUCGAUAGAUCUUGUUGGAAAAGACCUAUGUGAUUCUUUUAGAAUUCGAAUCGUUCCUUCCUUAACAACUCUUAAAGUGAUUGCAGAUUCUCCCCAGGGUUAUCACAGCGAAAGUGGUGCACUUGUCGUGGGAGAUCCAGAGAUUCCUAGGUUUAAGUACCGUGGAGAAUGGCAAUAUCUUUCGCGGCUUCCAUGUGCUAGACAAGAAACAGAAAUGAUCGGGCGAUUAAUGAAUGUUAAACCACUAAUUGGAAAAGAAGCUACAAAAGAAAAAGUGCUCGAGCAGUUGAACGCGGUUGCUUUAGUACACAUAGCAGCCCACGGUAGUCAUGAAGGGAGUGGAAUAACUUUGGCUCCGAGUUCAAGGCGUAACCCUCAGACGUUAGAGGAGAAAGACUGCAUACUGAAGAUGGCUGACGUGUUAAAUGUUAAAGUUCGAGCAAAGCUCGUUGUGCUAAGUUGUUGUCAUAGUGGGAGAGGAAAGAUCUCGUCUGAAGGUGUUGUCGGCAUUGCACGGGCUUUUCUAGCUGCAGGUGCUCGUUCUGUUCUAGUUUCACUGUGGGUGAUUGAAGAUGAGGCCACAAUGAGGUUUAUGAACAGUUUCUAUCAACACCUGGUACAAGGAAGAGGUUCCAGUGAAGCUUUAAACAAGGCCAUGAAAUAUAUGAAAGAGUCGGACAAGUCAGUCAACAAAAUCCAUAACUGGGCUCCGUUUCUACUUAUUGGUGAUGACGUCACAAUGAAAUUUCCUCACGAACGCGACAUUGCGGCAGAAGUGGAAGAAGACGUUCCAGAUGCGUCACAGUGCAUUACAAAAUGAACUUUUAAAAAGCUCCGAUAAUUUUAAUCACUUCUUUUGUACUCUCUACUCAUAGGUAAUUAAUUCCACUGGGAAAAAAACAGUGGCGCGUCAUAUUUUUUUUUUUUCCAUCCUGCAGGAUCCAACUUAGCUAAAACGGUUGGCGUGGUUAAGGUAGUAAUGGUCGACUUUACAUUUAAUGCUAAGUAACCUUAAGAAAAGGUUAAGUCACCCAGAUAAAAUUCUAAUUACUGACUUACAAAACUUCAUGCACUAAGAAAAUAGACAAUAUAUACUGCCUCAUGAAAUAUGGAAUCAAUCAAUCAGUUAACCAAUCAAUCAAUCAGUCGAUCGAUCGAUUAAUCAAUCAAUCAGAGUGUUUACUGUUGUAAUUAAUAUGGUUGUAUAUUGUGCUAUUUUAGCACUUCGAUUCAGUUUAGGCAACUGAAUUUUAUAGUACCAACACGGUAGCCAUAAACUGCGAGAAAUAAUGGAGCACAUACAAGCAAAAUUCUUAGUUGUCUCAAAAGGAAUUCUAAAAAAAAAAACAUAAAUUAUGUAAAACUGUAUCAGGGUAAAUAAACAGAAGUAUGUUGCGAGAUUAAA
Orbicella faveolata is the source of this 3765-nucleotide messenger RNA. Its product is annotated as tetratricopeptide repeat protein 28-like. NCBI's taxonomy places the organism in Eukaryota, Metazoa, Cnidaria, Anthozoa, Scleractinia, Merulinidae. The record is from RefSeq and is a predicted model, not a curated record. Gene Ontology annotation, molecular function: protein binding.